AUGGUCAUUAACAAAUCUAAUCCAAACCAAUUGUCAUCACCAUCGUCUUUAAAUGGUAUGGCAGAUAUCCUAAUGCACAAACUUGACCGAACCAAAGUUUUCCCUCCUUAUUACAAUAAGCCUGAAGAUUUGAUCAAUUCAUCAAAUCAAACAACUUCAAGAAUACCUCGCCCACCCAAUGGUUUUCUGCUAUGCAGAAGGAAUGUGCACGAACAGGCAAAACAACAUAGAAUAUAUAACAUGAGAGUUAUAAGCAAAGUCACGGGAAUGUUAUGGCGUAGUGCUUCACCACAAGAAAAGGAGCUUUAUGAGCAUUUAGCCCUUGAUGUUCAAAACUUACAUUCACAACGGUAUCCAGGAUACAAGUACAAACCUACCAUUCGUGCAAAACCAUCCCCAGCUCAAAAUUUCAAUAAUGGACAUUACCAACCAUACAUAAUUCCACAACAAAUGCUCGUUGUACCAACACCAUUUCAACAGAUACCUCUAAAUCAGAUCACUUAUUCAGUUACAGAUUCGCUCCUUUACUUUACUCAAGAAGAUAUUGAUUUGCUUAACUUGUACUGGAGCUUCUAG
Messenger RNA from Cetraspora pellucida, 576 nucleotides. NCBI's taxonomy places the organism in Eukaryota, Fungi, Glomeromycota, Glomeromycetes, Diversisporales, Gigasporaceae. The record is from the annotation of a GenBank genome assembly.